AUGAAGACUGACGGCGUCAGUAAAGAGGUGUCCCCUCCACCAACUCAGUAUAGGAAGCCUGCAUUGUCUUGGGGAGUGAAGAUCAAGCCGAAGCUGGAGAUAAUCCCUCCCUACCUGGGCAAAUACAGACCCCGUGUGGGCCAAUGCUGUCACCAGUGCACCCCAGACAGCCUGAACAAGAAGCUAGGAAAAAACUCUCCAUCCCUUGGUCUCCAGAGCAUCCUGAAUAUCAACGAGACACACACCAGAUACCGUGGCUGGCUGGUGCGAAGGGUUUGCUGUGUACUGUUUGUGAGGGGAUGCAAGGUUUACCCAAGUCCAGUACGCGACAGACUGGCUAGAGUCUGUCAGAGUAACAGGGUGCAAGACGCUCUUACAGCAGAGCACACAGCACCUGUGCAGGGGGACAGCCAAGAGCAACUCAAGCAGCUCUCCGCAUACCUGCCCCUCAUCAAUACCUCAAUUUCUGCUGGUUUUCUACGAUGUUUGGGCUGGGUGAUGUUAAAGACACUCAGAUCAGUGUUCUGCAGCAUCCAGGUUAACCUUAACCACAUAAGAGCUUUGCAUCAGGCCUCAGAGCAGGGCUCCCUGCUGAUGUAUGUGUGUAUGCGUCAGAGCAUCAUGGACUGUGCUCUCCUCUCCCUCGUUCUCUUCUGCCACAAGCUGAGAGUCCCUUACACUCUCUGCUCCUUACAGAUUAACAGCUCCUUGCUACGGUCAGUCCUGAGAAAAGUGGGCGUGGUCCCGCUGCCGCCUGGCACACCGACUGAACAGGACGCUGAGAUGGACGGCCUGUACUCGCCAGUCAUGACCUCGCUGGUCGGUGAGCUGCUAUGUGAGGGCCAGGCGAUAAGUGUCAGCGUGGCGUGCAAGUCUGGCCAAGGUGGGCAGUGGCUGGCACGUGUCAGACAGCUCGUCAAAGAGGGAGCUGUGUCCGAUGUCUGCCUGGUCCCCGUGGGCAUCGCCUACGACUGUGUCCCUAACAACUUAGAGGUCAGCUUGAAAUCUGCUUUACUGAGCUUGUGGUCUCUUCUUUGUGGGAGAUCACGCAGCGGUAGUGUCAGGAUCCACCUUGCAGAGCCCUUCUCUCUCAAGGAGAUGUGCGAGACGGGAAGACGCAGAAUGGAUGGAUGGCGCCCUCUACAGGACUUGUUGCUGCCUGCCAUACUCAACAACAGAAGGGAUGCUAUACUUGGGCAGCGGAAGAUGUCGUGGCUCCUUCCCUGUCAUUAUGUGCCUGAACUUGUUCAGUCAGAGAGAGACCUCAGCGUUGCCCUCACCCUCCACCUCAUCCACUCGACAACAUCCUGCAUGGCUGUGAUGUCCACCAGUCUGGUGUCCAGCCUUUUGCUCCACAGACACCGGAAGGGUGUGUGCGUAUCUGCCUUGUGCCGCGAUGUGUCAUGGCUGAUAGAAGAAGUCUUGUUCAGAAACAAAGACGUGGGCUUUGGGGGCAGUUUGGUGGAGUUGGUCCACCACUCUCUCACUCUGCUCACCCCUCAUCUUACAAUUGUAGCUGUGCCUUCCAGGAGAGACCCGUUGAUAGUUAUUCGUCCUACCAUCCCUGCUAUCCGCAGCCUCUCUAACCACGCUCAGAUUGUCACCCACACAUUCAUAUUAGAGGCUGUUGGCGCAUGUGCCGUGUCCGCCAUGCUGAGCGAAGUGGCCGGCAGAGGCGUCAGCGGCAGGGUGAGGAGGGAUGGGGUGGAGGGCGACGAGGUCAAAGGCAGCUUGGAGUUUGAUGUGGUGCUCUGCCAGGAGGAACUUACAGAGAAGGCCCUGCAGCUCUGCCAUCUUCUGCCUCCGGGUUUCAAGCCACCGUGUCAGUCUUCUCAGGAUUUUGCUGUGGAUGCAUUUGACAGUCUAGUACGCUGUGGUGUCCUGAUCAUGGAAGAGGUUCCUGAUGACCCUGUCUGUGAUUUCUGGAAAAGGAACAACUCAGUUUUUUGGCUCUCCACUGACAACCAAUACAACAGUGACUCGGAGUAUGAGAAGCAGAGCACACAGUCCUACAAGAUAAGCCAGCCGUCAAAUUGUCCAGAGAUGCUCUUCUACCUCUGCAGUAUGCUUGCCAGCUAUCUUAGAGCACUGCGCUGGGCCACGGAGGGGCUUGAUCUCCUGCACAAACCUCUUCCAGAAGCCGAGUGUGUAGCCCAAUUACACUCAUAUCUGCACGACUUGGCAAAGAAAGAAAAGGACAGUCGCUACUAUGAGAGCUGCACAGAGGAGAUGGCUCGCACUGCAGUUAGGACACUGGCAGACUUAGGGGUCCUUGUAGUGGAGCAGCGAGGGCACGAGGUGGCCCUAGGGGUUAGUCCCCUCUUCCAGCUAGCAGACAACAGGCAGAAACUGCACCGCUUCAUCUCACAGUACAUCUGCAAUUAG
This is a messenger RNA of Lampris incognitus (smalleye Pacific opah), 2385 nucleotides long. It is a transcript of the gene gpat2, whose product is annotated as glycerol-3-phosphate acyltransferase 2, mitochondrial. NCBI's taxonomy places the organism in Eukaryota, Metazoa, Chordata, Actinopteri, Lampriformes, Lampridae. Gene Ontology annotation, cellular component: mitochondrial membrane. The transcript is spliced from 22 exons. The record is from RefSeq and is a predicted model, not a curated record. The coding region runs from base 1 to 2385 and encodes 794 amino acids.